AUGGCAGAGCGUUCUCUUAUGAUCCGCUGUGCGGUGGAGGGCCGUUACUUCGCGGCGGGAAUGGACUUUCCAAGUGCCCGUGUGUUUGAUGUGGCGACUGGGGCUCUCGCGGCGGUUGUGGAAGUGCCACCGCGGAAUCGGGCCUCACUCGCUGUGGUCUCACUUACCGCAUUGGCCCUCGGCAGUGUUAAUACACAUCAACAAUGUCAAGCAGAGGGAAAUGAAGAAGAAAAAGAGGGAGGCAUCAUGGUAGGGAUACCCUCUGUAUGUUAUGCCGCGGUUGGAUUAAGCAAUGGAACGGUAUUAAUACACAAUGUGGAAAAGAAUGAACUUGUGCAGCAUCUUGCGGUUUCUGAUACGCAGCAGUCCAUUACGGCAAUGACAUUCUGCGGCCGUUAUCUUUUCUGUUUGGCAUCUAAUCGACUGCUGCAUGUGGUGGAUUGUGUGCGUGGGGAGCGGGUGGUGGGGAAUCUGCGUGUCCAACAUGAUGCAGGGGCCAUCGCCGUUAUUCAGGAUAGUACAGAUAAUAAUAAUAAUAAGAGUAAUAAGAGUAAUAAAGGUCUUUCGCAUACUACGGCUAGUGCGAAGAUGGAUAAUGGUGUGGAAUCACAUUUUCGUAUAUUUAUUGCAGGUCCAACAAACGCCAUAUACACCCUUCGUCUUAACAAAAACAAUAUCAACAGCAGUAGUAGUGGUAGUGGAACCCACACCACUGUACCAUUUGAACGUUUGGUCUCAUUUGCCUCUCAAGCCUCUCGUGCGGAUUAUGCGUGGAUGGGCGGUACUUCUCAACAUCCCGUUGUGGUGACGGCGAAUGCGCAGGAGGGACUCAUUCGUGUGUGGGAUGCGACACCAUCGCUGGACAGUCGAACGGCAACAUCCCGCUGCCGCCGUAGUCUCUUGUGUGGACAGCGUAUUGUAAACAUCUCUGUACAGGAAGAAACCUCAAUCCAGAAUAAUAAUAAUAAUAAUAAUAAUAAUAAUAAUAAUAAUAAUAAUAAUAAUAAUAAUAAAACUUGCGGUGAGGCGUGUGUGGUGGCCACGACGUUUACCGGUUCCGUACUGGUGUUUGAAUUGGGCGCUGCGCUCCUCACGGCUGUGGCGGAGCCGACACCAACACCCCCGUCCCUUCGACUGGUGUCGGCCGUCAAUUCUGGGCGAUUGCUGUUUGGCGCAUUACUCCAGCAACACUCUCAACAAUAUCAACAACACCGCAGUGGUGAAGAGGUGUUGGAGCGGCGGUUAUUACUCUUGCGUGGGCGAUUUGCCGUUCCACGAUUUGAAGUACUGGAUCUACAAGAUGCGGCUGCAAAGGCAGUGAGAAAAACAACAACCACCAAAGGAGGAGAAGGAGGAAUCAUCACAGAUGAUGAGGUAGCGGUAUUUACAGUUCCAUCUGGGGCCCAUUCAGAGAAGGACUCCAAUGUACAUGCCAUGCAUGCCGAUAUGGAAGUCUUGGAUCACGCCUGGACAACACACAGUGAACAGGAACAACAACAACAACAACAAAGACGUCAACAAUUACUCGCCGCUCGUGCCAUUCAUACACCAUCAGAAGCCUUUGGAGUUCCUGUAUCGUUUCAUGCGAAGAGUGUAAAGGAACUCCCACAGAAGACUCUUACACUGGAGCAGCGACUAAAACAACUCUCACUCUCUACACCCUCAGACACCCAAGGACAAACACUUCAACAGAAAAACACAUCAACAUCACAACAACAUGCUCUUGGUCUUGCGACUGUACCAUUAUAUCAAGCACUUCACGCAAAUGAUGCAGCGGCGGUGAUGGAACUUCUCACAGUUGCCUCACGUUCUAAGAGUGAUAUUCGUGCAACUGUAAUGGCUCUUCAGUUGCCGUAUUGUUUACAAUUACUGGAACUUCUUGCGAAGCGUGUGAAAGGGGCAAAUUCACGUUCUCCGUUAUUUGUAUGGAUUGAUGCUAUUAUUCACUAUCGUGGUGUGGAAAUGUUUCAGGCCCAACAGGAAUUAAAAAUGCAAAAGGAUGAGAAAGAAGCUGGAAAAAAAACAACCACUACCACCACAAAUACAAAAGAGACUGUUGUUCAUAGCAAAGAGGGUGAAACAACACCUUCACCACCAAAGGAUUUUGUUGCCCCACUUCUACAUCAGUAUAGAAAUAUGACUGCCCUCUAUGAUCCUCUUGCGGCGAUGUAUGGUAGACUUUCCAUAUUUAAAUCUGUUCGUCCAUCAGAGCGAAGUGUAUUUGUAAACUCUGAUACUGGUGUUAUUUUUCCCGCUAUGUUUACAGAGAUACGUUGUGCCGGUGGUGAGUUCCGCACGGUGCGUGUACGCAGUAAACGAGACCCACGACUGCAGAAAAAUAAAAAGAAAAAUGCAUUGGAACUCUUACGUAAAGCACGUCGAAUGGCUGCUGCUUCUUCUUCAGAGAAUAAAGCCACAGACAGUGAUGAUGAUGCUAUGGCAGAUAGCGAGGAUGAAUUAGACAUGGACGCAUUAGAUAAUAUGCGUUUGUCUGAUAACUCUGACAGUGAUGAAGGAGAUUAUGAAGAAGAUGAAGAAAAUGAAGAUACUGAAGAUGAUGAAGAUGAAAGUCGUGCAAAACGUGUACGAGGUGAAGAAGUGGAGAUGCUUGCAGAACCAGAUCGUGGUUCAUCCUACGGUGUGGAAUCCUCCACCCGCAGCAGCGAUGCGGAGUUUGACUCCUCCAGUAAUGAUGAUGUCAACUCUGAGGCUGGGGCAUCCGAAGAAGAAGAUGAAGAGGAUGACGAUGACGAUGAGGAAGAAGAGGAUGAGGAUGAUAGUGUUGAUCUUGGUGAAGAGGAUGAUAACAAUAACGGCGAAGAUGAGGAUGAUGAUAAUGAUGAUGAUGAUGGAAUGGGUGAAGACAUGGCGGAGUUGUUGGCCGCACAGGGUGGGGACGAUGAGCAACAACAACAAGUUGAGAGGCGGCGACAUAAGCGAGUAAAGACAGAUCACUAA
Messenger RNA from Trypanosoma theileri, 2958 nucleotides. RefSeq lists its product as uncharacterized. NCBI's taxonomy places the organism in Eukaryota, Euglenozoa, Kinetoplastea, Trypanosomatida, Trypanosomatidae. The transcript has a single exon. Gene Ontology annotation, molecular function: protein binding. The coding region runs from base 1 to 2958 and encodes 985 amino acids. Gene Ontology annotation, cellular component: nucleolus. Gene Ontology annotation, biological process: maturation of SSU-rRNA from tricistronic rRNA transcript (SSU-rRNA, 5.8S rRNA, LSU-rRNA). The record is from RefSeq and is a predicted model, not a curated record.